Messenger RNA from Mercurialis annua (annual mercury), 1818 nucleotides. Its product is annotated as piriformospora indica-insensitive protein 2. Gene Ontology annotation, molecular function: protein binding. The record is from RefSeq and is a predicted model, not a curated record. NCBI's taxonomy places the organism in Eukaryota, Viridiplantae, Streptophyta, Magnoliopsida, Malpighiales, Euphorbiaceae. The coding region runs from base 230 to 1609 and encodes 459 amino acids. The transcript has a single exon.
AAACAGAGUAUCCCUGAAAAAGCUCCUUUGAUCAGGUGAGUCUGAUAUUCAGCCUUGAACCCUACUGCAAAAACACAGACAAACAACCCAUUUUAGUAAAUGAGACACUCUGCAACAAACCCCCUUCACCAAGCCAUCCCAAACCCAACUGCCCCCUCACAUAAACCCCAUUCUCAUCUCCUCAUUACAUUUCACCUCUCUCUCUCCUCUGUUUCUCUCUCUAAAAAAAAUGGCAACUCUCAUCUUCUUCCUCAUCAUCACCCUCUUCUCAUCUUCACUCACCAUCACCCACCAACAACAAGACCCACUUCUUGACUCGGCCGAGCAAGACUCAGUUUACCAGGUUCUGUCAUCCAUCAACCCGUCCAUCUCAUGGCGAACCCUCUUCCCACCCGACGACUUUUGUUUCUCUCCGCCACACGGCGUCGUUUGUGACUACUUCAUCGAAGAAAACGCCGCCGUUUCGCUUCAUAUAUCCGAGCUGAGUUUUGGGUAUGUUUCUGAUUACUCACCGAACCCGCCUUGUUCUUCUAAUUCUGUUCUUGACCCGCUUCUUUUCACCUCCUUUAAGUACCUUCGUAAGCUCUUCUUUUAUAAAUGUUUUACGGAAAAGGCUGUUUUGGUUCCUGAUGUUUCUAAAACAGCUUUUGGGUCCUCUAAUCUUGAGGAGCUUGUUUUUAUUGAGAAUCCUGCUUUAGUUGGGUCUGUCAGUGGCAUUAUUGGUAAUUAUACCGAUUUAAGGAGGUUAGUUUUGUCUGGAAAUGGAGUUUAUGGCAGCAUCCCUGAUCAGAUUGGUGAUUUAGUUAAAAAUGUUGAGGAAAUUACCCUGUCAAGAAACAAAUUAACUGGUGGGUUUCCGUUUAGUUUAACCAAGUUGAAAAAACUGAGAGUUUUAGAUUUGGGUCAAAAUCAAUUUGACGGAAAUGUCCCUGACUCAGUAGGUAAUUUGUCUCAGCUUUUGAAGCUGGACUUGAGCUCUAAUGGGUUUUUUGGUAAAAUUCCUGAGGGUAUGGUUAAUUUUCAAACUUUGGAGUUUUUAGACUUGAGUUUUAACCGCUUUGGUAAUUUUGGAAUACCGCUGUUCUUAGGUGAAUUGUCCAAAUUGAAAGAAGUUUAUUUGAGCGGGAAUUUACUCGGAGGGUAUAUUCCAGAAAUAUGGAAAAAUCUUGGGGGUGUAAAUGCAAUAGGUUUUUCUAAUAUGGGUUUAAUUGGUAAAAUUCCAGGUUCAAUGGGGGUUUAUUUGAGGAAUUUGUCUUAUUUAGGGCUUGACAACAACAAACUUGAAGGGGAAGUGCCAAAGGAGUUAGGGUUUUUGGAGUUUGUGAAUGAGAUAAAUUUGGAGAACAACAGCUUGAGCGGUGAAAUUCCAUUUACUGCCAAUUUUACUGCUAGGGUGGGUGAAAAGUUGAAGUUAAAUGGUAAUUCAAAGCUCUGUGUUAUUGAGGGCAGUUUGGGGAAAUUGAAAUUGUGCAACAGAUCAGACCUUCUUGCUGAUCAAGUUCUAUUCAAAGAGGGCAGUGAUUAUAUUUCUUCUUUAUCACCAUCAAGACAGGUGUCAUCUUCUUCCUUGUAUGGAUUAAUGAUGGUUUUUUACUUUUUACUAUGGUAAUUUUGGUGAAGAAAGUGAUAGUGGCUAACAAAAAAAAAGAAUAGGAUUUUAGCUUUACUCCUUUUAACCUUGGAUAGCAAAUUUUUGGUAACAAAUUGGGGGACAAAAUUGUAAUUAUUGCUUUUGGUGGUGAAAUCAGAAUAUCACAUAUACUUUAUGUUACUCAAAUGUUUUCUUUUUAAACUUGUAAACCUAGUGAAUUUUCUGUU